Messenger RNA from Paramuricea clavata, 1197 nucleotides. The record is from the annotation of a GenBank genome assembly. Lineage: Eukaryota; Metazoa; Cnidaria; Anthozoa; Malacalcyonacea; Plexauridae.
AUGGUGCUUUGUGUGGUAUUGAUCGUCAUUUUUGGGCAAAUUUUGACCUGCAAUGCAACGAUAUGUGAGUAUUGUGGAAAGGAUUUCAAAUCGCUGGGCAGACAUCAAUGGCGUUGCAAAUCACGAACUGGUGUCGGAAACUCACCUAAUACGGAGAGAGCGUCUUCUUCAACAUCUGCGGAUAAUAAUACAUGUACGGUAGGGUCGACUAAUGUCGCAGGAGAAAGUUUUAUGUGUUAUUGUGGGCGUACAUUUAAUAGUUAUCGUUCACUAAAUUUACAUCGCCGAUCAUGCUUUGUACAGAAUAACCCGUGCUUUGCUGAACUGUUUGCUCAACAAGAUGAUAGCAUUACUAUUGCAAAUAGUAAUGAAAGCAUGACCGAAGUUCUGUUUCCGACCGAUAAGUUUAAAGUGUUAUCAGGAGUAAAACUUCCUCGAUCGGAUCUUAGUUGGAAAGCAGCUAACGAGUUUUUUCAGUCGCAAUUUAGUGUUAGACCAGAGCUGGGAGACUUGGAUUCGGAAAUUGUAUUCAUGAAUAACGUUAUCUGGUCUUACUUUAAAGAUACAUGUGGUUUGGUAAAGUCGGCUAAUAAAUUUGAACACUAUAGAAGUAUGUCAAAAUCAAAGUUAAAAAAAUGCUUAAAAGAUUUAAAAUCAAACGGAGGCAGCUUGGAGGAAAUAAAAUUUGUCAGUAAGUUAUUGCGAAAAAGAAUGCAGUCAAGCGUUAAUGACCAGCGGGAUUAUGAAAAUGAAUUAAAUGAGAACUUUUGGAAGUUUUGUAAAAAUGAAUUUGAAAACACUGAAGAGCUAGAACCAAACUUGAGCGAACAGUCGUGUUUCGACUAUUUUAAGAACUUAUUUAAGGAGAAAAGUAAAAGUCGUUUGUUUAAUUGGCCGUCCUGGUUGAGUUCAUUUCCAUCCGCAAGUAAAGAUUUCGACUUAGAAUGUCCUACGUAUCGUGAGAUCUCUAAAAUAAUCAGAAAAAUGAAAAGUCGUGGCUCUGCGUGUCCUUUCGACCAAAUAAGCAUUAUUUCGUUUCAACGUUGUCCAAUUUUAAGAACGCAUUUAUGGAGAAUUAUCUGUAAAUGCUGGAACGAAAAAAAUAUUCCAUCUGUCUGGAAGCACGCGGCGGCGAUAUUGAUCCAUAAAAAAGAUUCAACUGAGGAUCCUGCUAAUUUCCGUCCUAUCUGUCUAUAG